AAAUAGCAACGAGUCUUGUCCACUUCCUUCUCUCAGCCAGACCUCCAUCCCCCUUAAGACAAUCUCAACCCUAACCCCUUUCCUCGCAUCUCUUCUUCUCAUUUGAUCUAUCACUUUUUCUUCAAUUAAGACACAGUUCCACUGUAUUGCUAAUUAUGAAGGAUCGAAGGCAAGUCCUGUGAUGGAAGCUGGUGAAAACAAGGAAUCUGAGGCAUCAGCCGAUGAUACAGAAUCGUCGGAGCAAGUGGAUGGUGAUGCCAGGGGCAGAAGGUUCUAUGAGUGCAUCUUCUGCAAGAGAGGCUUCUCCACUGCACAAGCCUUGGGCGGCCACAUGAACAUCCACCGGAAGGACCGAGCCAGGAUGCGGUCGACUGUGAUCCCUUCAGCUACUGAAGAGCCCGGUAAAGGCUCUGAGAGAUGUGGAUCUCACUGCUUGAUCCCUAGCCAUCAGUCCACUUAUCCACCGUUCUCUGAGUCGCUGAGGAAUUAUGCCAUGUACUUUCCAGCAUCAGCAUCUUCGAAUCGUGAGGUGAAAGUGUCUAGUGAUGAGGAUGAUCAUUCGAGAAGGCCGCAAGAACUGAGUCUUUUUGGUGAGGAGUUGCAUCUGGAUUUAAGAUUUCAUGGUGGUGAUGAAGCUAUGGAGGAUAGAGAAGAGAGGAAGAUGGACGGGAAGGAAGAAGAACUGGAUUUGGAACUCCGACUCGGUCAUGAGCCAGAAGCCCGAUCAUAGAGAGUAUUUCUAUAUAUUCGAUAUAGUGCAAUUUGUUUUACUAUAAAGUUGGUGUUGUUUCUUCACUUGGAAAUAACAUGAGAACAAGAGAAGUUGAUGACAGUGCGGUGCCAAGGAAAAAAUAUCUUCCAUUAUCACUUUUGACGAAUGAAUAUGAGAGCUGAGGUUAGUGAUGAUAAUGUCUUAGACUGAAUGACCUUAGGAAUUGAAAUGUUAAAUGAUCAGUGGACAUGAAUAUUUUUCACGCAAA
Messenger RNA from Phoenix dactylifera (date palm), 980 nucleotides. Its product is annotated as transcriptional regulator TAC1. The record is from RefSeq and is a predicted model, not a curated record. Lineage: Eukaryota; Viridiplantae; Streptophyta; Magnoliopsida; Arecales; Arecaceae.